Molecule: messenger RNA, 813 nt
Organism: Penicillium malachiteum
Lineage: Eukaryota; Fungi; Ascomycota; Eurotiomycetes; Eurotiales; Aspergillaceae
Exons: 1
Coding region: 1-813 (270 amino acids)
Source: RefSeq, a predicted model, not a curated record
AUGGAGAUUUCUGAUGCAAACGACACAGAGAAUGGAUCAAAAAUUCGCGGUUAUUCACCCUUAUUAUCCUCUUCGUCAUCUUCAUUACGAAACAAUGUGGGAGGCUAUGUGAGAUCCGACCCAAGGCCCAGAGCCCCGCCCAUUAUACCGUCUUUCGCGUCUCCACUGGCACGCAACCCACGAUCAGUAUCAAGCUUCGGGGCUUUAACAACACCACCAGCCACCGGAGGAGGAAAAAAAUAUCAGCCGCAGCAAUUUUCAGGCCCUCGUCACCCCUCUUAUCCGUACUCCUCGCCUUACUUCCCUUACCCAUCCUAUCCGCCUUACAGCCCCAAUGCAUAUUACCAAUGCCACUCACCAUAUCUAGCUUCAAGUUAUCAGUAUUACCCGACUUACUAUCCACCGCUUCUCCCGUAUGCCCCGGGCGCAUUCAAUACACCAGCACUAGACCCUCCUGGUUUGUCCGAAACAAAAAUUCGGGAAAGCAAGGUUCAGGCCGUACCUUUGGCGCCCCCUAGCAUUACACAAACCUGCGAUCCUCUUCAUCAUCCUAGUUUCAUAGAUUGCAACAACGAUGUCACCGAUGAAUUCGAGAGAUCAAAAGCUACAGUCAACUGUCACAUCAAAAUCCCCCAUCCUUCACUCGCAGCCCAAGAUCAAGGAAAGGACAGUCUCCUGCUUCCCAACCCGAGGGUACAAACCCAGCCAACAUUCAAUUACGGAGAAGAGUUCAUUUAUCGAGAAGAUUAUGAGAUCAUCCAAACCAAGCUCAUUCCAAAUUCUGAUCAAAUAGCCUUGACUUUGCAAAGCUGA